AAAAACUAAUGAAAUGUCAAAGGCAUCAAUAGUAACAGUAUUUUAGCCACAUUAAAAAUUUAGCAAAUUUCAUCUGCCAUGGCGGCUGAAAACAGUUACGUAAUACGCAAAGGGCGAGCAUGUGAACAAACUGAGCUGGUGUCAUUCCUCGAACAAUAUUAUUUCCCUCGUGAAUCGGUCAUCAGAAUGUACUUACAGAAGAAUAGAUACAGGAUUGAUGAAAAAGAAAAAAAAAUGAUUAAAAGUGAUAUCAAAAGCACGUACUCAGUGAUAGUUGCUAAUGUGCCAUCUCUUGUAGCGGUUCACGAGGAGUCUAACAAGAUCGUUGGAGCAGUUUUGAUGCUUGUGGAAGAAAAUCCUAAAUUCGCUAAUGGAAAUUCGAGAGACAAUGCAGAUAAGAGUUGUGCUAUAAAAAUAAGCCCAGUCACAGAAAUUCCGCUGCCUUUUCAAUCAAAACUUCUCGAUGAAAUAGCAACAAAUGUCGUGACACCAGCAUACAAUUCUGUCGAUUUAUUUGCCGAAUUUCCAUUUCAUCGUACAGCUUUGAAAUUAACAUUUUUAUGCGUGGAUCCAGAACACUCUCGUCAUAAUUUGGCUACUAGACUGGUGCAGGAAGCUGUUAUCUAUGUAGAGAAUAAUGGAAUCGGAUUCAUUUAUGGACUUUGCUCGUCACCUUUUUCACGUAAAGCAACUGAAAAAAAUGGUUUUCGACAAUUCAGCAACGUGGACAUAAUGAAAUAUCGUGAUGUUGACGGCAACUUGAUGUUCGAUUGCGGGGAAUCAUAUAUGAUUUCCAUGAUGGCAAAAAAAAUCAAAAAAAUUGACUAAAAUUAUUCAUCGCUGUUAAUUUAGAUUAAGCUACAUACAUACUUGAGAAAAAUUAUAAAAAUUUAUUUUACGCGAUUUAG
Molecule: messenger RNA, 908 nt
Organism: Phymastichus coffea
Lineage: Eukaryota; Metazoa; Arthropoda; Insecta; Hymenoptera; Eulophidae
Exons: 2
Coding region: 79-828 (249 amino acids)
Molecular function (GO): N-acetyltransferase activity
Source: RefSeq, a predicted model, not a curated record